UCAUUUCUGUGGAUGUAGAAGCACGCAAACACCAAUUUACUUUCUCAGCCGCCAUACUUUCUGUUUGCCCCGCCCAUUUGUUUCUUUUCUUUACGAACGUGAACAGGCCGAUCGACUAUGUAAAGCUAUGUAGGAGGUUACUGAAUACUUUAAAAGGAUUAUUUCACAGUUUUGCGGGUUAGUAAAGCAUUAGAUAUCUUCUAUCGGUCAAAAGGGCCAGUCCAAACGAUGCAAUUAGCAAGUACUUAGGUUUGAAUAACCGCUAUCUAGCUGCUCCUCUUACUAGACUUAGCUGCUAUUAGCUUGGAAUGUAGCUAGCUAAUUGCUACUGUAAACUAAUAUAAAGUUGUUUUCAAAGAGUCGUUAUUUGAUUAAAAGCCUUGUUUUCUGACUGCCAGAAACAUGCAGACAGAUUGUUAACGUACAUUAUCAACGAGUUACUGUUAUAUUUUCAAUACUUCUUUUGUGAUCUAGUAAGCUAGCCAAAGUGUGCUUCCGGGUUGGAUGCUUCAGAAUAAAAGUUGCCCCACAGGAAUUCCACUUUUCUGGUGACAGGCAAAAAAGAAGCAUUAUGAGAUGAUUCAGUCUCUUGAGGAACUUCUGUUUUCGCCAAAGACUCACAGAACAGCACUUGUUUACGCAGUGUAGAACUCUGAGAGCAGAACAUUAAAAUUUUUAUGCCUAUACAAAUUCUAACUCAUCUGAAUUUGAGCUCUAGGAAUCUGCUGGGAUAAAAUGGAGCGGGAGAAGGGCGUGUUGAUGGACGAAAUCGAAAAGAGUUUAUGGAAUUUAACUGAGGACAAUUUACGUUACCUAUGUAAACAUCAUGGACAAAAUAACAAAGACGUCUCUGAGGUGAAAGGACUGGAUCACCGCUCGUUACGGCGCAAAAUCUUAGAGGAAAUGUGGGAUAACACGGAUUCAAUGAAGUCGGAGGAGCAGGGAAUGUCUUGGUUACUCCAGCUGAAAGAGGACAUCAGACGGAUACUGGAAGGUGGAAGUGGUGGGGCCUUGAGUCCCUGCAGGUCCAGUAAUAACAAUACUGAUGGUGGAGGCGCAUCUGUAGACUGUGAUGAACAAUGGAAAGGAGAGAGAAGUGCCAAGUUACCUAGCUCGCGUUUGGAAGCCGAGCACUUGAGUCCUAGCCAGUCGGACGAUGAAGAUUCUGAUUCUGCAGAUAGCGACGUGGAGGACAGUGAUUGGCUGCCUGGCAACGCGCUGGAUUCAGCGCCAGUGAAUUCCACCCAGUCAGACACUGGCACCGUAGCCUGUGAUGGAAGAAGGCAGGUCAGGGAUUGGAUGGCCAGCGAUGGGGUGGAGAUGCCUCCGGAGAGGGACACACCAGGGCAGAGAGAUAAGCCGCCCCGACCUCCUUCUGCCCUCCCGAGGUCCCCGGGCCGUGCCUCCCGCGGCAGUGCCCUGCUGCGCUGCCUGAAGACGAGAGUGUCUGUGCCGAAUACGGGAGUGUCGGUGCAGCUGGGCGACUGCAAGACCAACCACGUAGGAGACGGAUCCCACAGUUCGUCUAAACGACCCGAGGAAGACCUCCCAGAAGACCGACCCAGCUCCCACAUCUGCAAUCACUGUGGGAAGAAUUUAGGAAGCCAAAAAAGCCUGAAGAGUCACAUGCGCAUUCACACAGAGGAGAAACCUCACGAGUGCUCGGAGUGCGGGGAGACGUUCCGUCUUUUAAGAAGCCUGAAAAAACACCAGAAACUUCACUCCGGUGAGGCUCGAGUGACAAAGAAAGUCAGCGUCCUGCAGCCAUGUCCUCACUGCAAGACGACGCUGAACUCCAAGAAAGAGUUGAAGGACCAUCUGCGCAUAUACCACACUGAGAAAACCCAGCUGUGCUCUGAGUGUGGUAAGAGGUUUUCCAGCACCUACGCCUUAAGAAAACACCAGAGAUUACACACCGGGGAACAGCUCCACCUCUGCCCUGACUGCGGGAAGACCUUCUAUACCCAGGCCCACCUGAUAUCUCACCAGAGAGUCCAUGCUGAACACAGGGAUAGACCCCAUGUUUGCCCCGUCUGUGGGAGGGGAUUUACGGCUGCUUCAUCUUUGAAGUCACACCAGAGCAUACACACCGGAGAGAAACCUUACUUAUGCUCUGAAUGCGGGAAAAGUUUCAGAACUUUAGGACACUUCACAACACACCAGAAACAGCAUGUAGAAGCAAAGCCUUCUUUCCCUUGCCCUACUUGCAACCAGUGUCUCUCAACAAAGCGCAACCUUGUGUUUCACCAGAGAAUGCACACUGGAGAGAAGCCUUACCACUGUUCUCAGUGUGACCGACGCUUUGUUAAUGAGCAGAAAUUGAAAAGUCAUCAUCGAGUACACACUGGAGAGAAGCCAUACCUUUGCUCCCAGUGUGGAAAAAGUUUUGCUCUUUCCCAAAAUCUUAAAAAGCAUCUUAGGGUGCAUUCAGGUGAGAGGCGUUACAAAUGUACGUACUGUGAGAAGACUUUCAUUUCCUCAUCUGGUCUGAAAUCACACCUGCAAACCCACACUGGAGUAAAACCAUGCCACUGUCCUGACUGUGGGAAAGGUUUUUCAGAGAAGAGAGCUCUAAAAAAUCACAUGCUCACACACAGUAGAGAAACUGCUCCGACAUUCCAGUGUCUGUAAUAAAGCACUCACAACACUUUGAAGAAACACCAGAAGAUUUAAACUAAGGAUGAAGAUGUAUAUCUGCCACUGGUCUAACUGUAAGUCACUGUAAGAUCUAUUAAACUAUUAUACAUUUGAAAAAUGUAUAUCUAGCUACCUUCUUGGAUGACAGCUGUUCAAGGAAGAAAGUGAUAGUGGAUGAUUUUGCUAGACAACUUCUGUUCUGUCUAGCCUGAAAUCCUGAACCAGUUUUGUGCUGACAUUCCACACAUUGUACUCUGCCUCAUUGCCAAACGUAGUUUCAAAGCUAAACAGAAUAACUGGUGCCCAAGCUUUUUUUCAUCCACUCCCAGUGUCCUCUGUAAAAAUUAUUUUAUUUAUACCUUCACACUUGUGCUGUUUGAUAUUUUCUUUUAAAAGUGUAUGUGCCUACUGGGUCCCUAGAUUGUCUGCCAUUGGCAUUUCAGAUGUUACAAAAGGUCAGAGCCAAAACACUUUCAAAGGCUGCCUUCAGUCACUAUGGUUCUGAGUUCUCAUUUAUCAGUCAUGUAUAACCACAGGCUGAAGUCUGUUUAACUUAAAAAAUAACAAAUAUCGACCAGGUGAGUUGACAGACGAUUUUAAUUAUAUACUAAAAUGUAUUACAUUAAAUGUAUCUGAUGUAGCAUACAUAGGAAACGUAAGAAUAGCCAGCUACAAGUCAAACUCACCCUGGUAAUGUUUUUUACGAUUACAGUACUACUAGCUGGGCUAGGAAACAAAGCAAAUAGCAUGUACAGACGGCAUCUCGCCUCUUUAUCCCCAGAAAGUUAGCUAGUUAACCAAAUUGGCCAAUCGUUCUUGCCUGGCAAUUAGUUAUUGUCAAUUACUAACAACAACAUGAGGUUGUUCAAGGCAGCUAACAUUUUCUUUGCUGGCAAAUUGACGUUAUUAGAAACUGGUAGUAGUAGCAAAACUUGCGAACAAUGUCUGCUGGAUAGAUGUACAGUUAGUAACUAUAGCCAUGUCUGCUGUGUCAGUAUAGCUAGCCACAUUAACACAAAUAGGGCAAUUACUAACAACAGUGUGAGGUUAGCUAGGUAGCUAGCGUUUUAGUUAACUUAAACAUUUUUACAGAAGAAUUUCCACAUCAAAGUUUAAUGCAUUUUGCUCCAUGAGUUCCAUCCAUUGUGGAUAGGCCUCUGCACCAAUGUUCACCCUGAACGGCGUCCAUCAAUUUUUUUAAAAUACAAUUGUCUAGCAUCUCUUGCUGCUUCAUACACAAAAUGAGAGUAGCCACAUUUUGUCCAGCCUCAGUUAUGUCUGAUACGUCAAACGCAUCACUUCCUGUGCGCGGGAUAACAUUUCCUGCCACUGCUAGAGCAGACAACUUUCUUCCUUAGGAGCAGUACACUGUAUAGAGGUUUUUCAGAUAUGGGCUUGGGACCAUAUGGUAGGAAUUCAUCCACCAUCCAGAUUAAUAGAACAGAGUUAAUUGCAUAAAUAAUUACGUACUUCAGCUUUAACGUUUUUGAAUUGCACCAUUGUAUUUCAUAUAAAGCAUUGUAUAUUCCCCUUGGGAUUUAAUUGGAGGAUUUUAAGGCAAGAUUUUGACCAUGUAUGGUUAAUUAGGGGGGUUUUGAAAUGAAAUAGUCGAGGUUGUGGACUAGCAACGAGGCUAAGGAUUUGGGGGGUUUGUUCAUUGUGAUCUCAUAAUGUUGUGUGUAUAAGACUCUUCUGCUAAAAAAAACUCUCUAAAUUCUGUUGUUAAGCUGCAUUUUAGAAUAGUUUCUAUGCCAUAUUGAUGAAUGCCUGCCAGAGGAAUUCUGAGGGGAAUCCGAAAUUGUUGACAGGUCUUUAAGUCCCAGUGCAGUUAUUGUAAUUCUAUUUUCAAAUCAUCACUUUGUAUAAUAACUGUGUUAAUUUAAUUACAAUGUAUUAUUAAUCAUGCGACCCCUCGAAAUGCUCAGUAUGACCAUGUGGGUGUUACAAAAAUAUAUUUUUACCCAGCUCUGAUCGGACGGUUGUGAGGCAGACCCAUUUGCACAGCUCUUACUCAAAACAAAGCGUCAUUCUAAUUUUCUCAGUGUUAUUUCAACCUCAUUGGCAGCUUUUUAUGAAAGCAGACCAAUCAUUUUUUGUGCCCACUGGUAAUUGGACCAAACCGAUCUUUUCACAGCUCAUAUUGUUCUGAGCUGAUCUGAUUGUUGUAUUGAGAAUUUUACCAGAAUAUCUUCUGACUGCACUGGGCCUUUACCCCCCCACAACCUUAGCUGUGCUUUUUAGUUGUCUUGACAAUAUAAUCUAUUUAAUUUAUUUGGUUUUCUUUAUUUAUACACUUGAUAAAGGCUAUAUACAUCAUCAGUGUGUCCACUUUGCUGCAUUAUUCUCUCAUCCACUGAUAUUUUCCUCUUUUAAUAUAUCACCUAAUUCCUCCUUUAAACUUUUUGUGCGUCACAAUAUCUUAUUUUGUUAGUAAAGUACCUUGUAGGUCAUAUAUUUUAUCAAAUGUGUUUUAGAACUUUUGUUUUAAUAGGAAUGUGUUUUACAUUUCAUUUGAUAGAAUGUUUGUACGCUGAUUGUGUGAAUUCUGUCUGUACUGUGACGAACGAGGUUAAAUUGGGAUUUGGGAAGUGGAGUCCGACUUUCCAGUUUUAUCUAAAAACAAACCUAAACUGCUGGCCAGUGGAAGUACUGGAGCUCAUCUUCCCCUAGGUCUCAUUUCAACCAUAGGUGGUGGAGCUCAGCUCCUGUUGGCUCCUGCCCAAUUUAGCCCCUGAUUGUUUCUGUACAUUCCGUUUUUUUGUCUGUGGCGAAUAAUCUGUUUAUGGUAGUCAGAUUCCUGUACAUGCAGAUGUUUUUAGCCAGCGCAGGUAAUUCUGAUUAUCUGUUCUGUCUGUUUAUUGGAGAUUACUAUUACAGUUGUUGAUAUGAUGUCGCACAUGGUUGUAAAUCCACAACUUCAUUUUGAUAUAACUGUUUGUUAAUGUUUCCAAAUAAAAAUGUG
Esox lucius (northern pike) is the source of this 5599-nucleotide messenger RNA. RefSeq names its product gastrula zinc finger protein XlCGF26.1-like. The record is from RefSeq and is a predicted model, not a curated record. The transcript has 3 exons. Gene Ontology annotation, molecular function: DNA-binding transcription factor activity; RNA polymerase II cis-regulatory region sequence-specific DNA binding. Bases 736 to 2631 code for a protein of 631 amino acids. NCBI's taxonomy places the organism in Eukaryota, Metazoa, Chordata, Actinopteri, Esociformes, Esocidae. Gene Ontology annotation, biological process: regulation of transcription by RNA polymerase II.